GUCAGAGUCAUCAGAGAAAUAGCUCAGGAGGUGGCUCAGUCACUGUGGUUAACUAGCUUGGAAGAUCUCUCUCUUCUCUAGCUGUUCUAUGGACUGAGAGAGAGAGAGAGAGAGAGAGAGAGAGAGAGAGAGAGAGAGAGUAGGUGAGUAAAGCUUUUAGGUCUCUGUUAAAGCUAGAAGCAUUUUCUUGCAGAAAUGUAUUGCUGUUUUUAAAGUUUCUUCUUCUUCUUCUUCUAUUCAAGCUUUUUGCUUGUGAUCUUUUAAGUUUCUAUAUGACUUUGUAACAGUUGUAUAACAGCAUCUGUCAGAGAAGAAAUGAAGGCAUGGCUAACAAUUGUGUUAUAUAUUCAACAUCUGAGAAGAAUCCAAAUUGCUUCUCUCCCUCUUCUUCUUCUUCUUCUUCUGGGAUGGUUCUUGUUGACAUUGCUUCUCUUUCUCUUAGUCCCAGCUAUGGAGUGAUACCACCUUCUUCUUCUUCUUCUUCUUCUUCGAUGGAAACUGGGAGAGGCUCUUGGGUUUUUUCUUUAAUGGGGAAAGGUUCUGAUUGUAGUGAUGUGUUUUUAGAGAACAAUGACACUGAAAAUCACAAUGCGAACUCAAACGAUGAGAACCCUAACAAUGAAAAUAUCAACAGUGGGAAGGAAACAGAUAGUGGACAGUCAAAGCUCUGUGCAAGAGGCCAUUGGAGACCUGCAGAAGAUACCAAGCUUAAGGAACUCGUUGCCCAUUAUGGCCCUCAAAACUGGAACCUUAUAGCUGAGAAAUUAGAGGGCAGAUCAGGUAAGAGCUGCAGAUUGAGAUGGUUUAAUCAGUUGGAUCCAAGGAUAAAUAGAAGAGCUUUUACAGAAGAAGAAGAAGAAAGAUUAAUGCAAGCUCAUAGACUUUACGGCAACAAAUGGGCCAUGAUAGCCAGACUUUUCCCUGGAAGAACUGAUAAUGCUGUGAAGAAUCAUUGGCAUGUUAUCAUGGCUAGAAAAUAUAGAGAACAAUCAAGUGCUCAUAGGAGGAGGAAGCUAACUCAAUCAGUCUACAGAAGAUCGGAGGAAACUUCAAGCUUUCUCUGCAGAGAUCCAGCCACAAGAUCAGAACCACCACCACCGCCGCCGCCAACAUACUGUCUUAACAUCCCCAACGCUGUUGGGCUAACCAAUCUAUCUCCUUAUCCUGUUGGACCCUUUAAUGGUGGAGUUGAUUAUGGCUUAAAUGGAUCAAGAAUCCAGCUCCCUCUGACUGGGUUUUGUGCACAGCAGACUCCUUUUGAUUUCUUCCCUGGUCCCAAGAGCAAUGACAUGAUAGGCAGCAUUUUCAGCCAUAGGCCAGCUGAUGAACCCCACAAUUCUAGUUUCUACCCUCAAAGACACCAUGACACAAUGGCAAUGCAACAGUCAAAUUAUCAAACACCUUAUUAUUUAUCAGCAUCAACACCACCACCGCCACCACCACCGCCACCACCUCAAGUUUCAGCAACUGAACCUUCGCCAUCUUCUUCAUCAUCAUCAGUAGCAGAGAACACAAGAACCGUCCAUUUCGAGACUAUUCCACCGCCACCAUUCAUUGACUUUCUUGGAGUUGGAGCCACUUGAAAAAGCUGAAAAGGGUUUGUUUUUCUUUUAGCUCAGAAGAUCAGGGGGGCUUCAUGUGGGUGUGCUCCAAAGUUAAUUGAAAGGCCAUUAGAGGUAAAAACAUAAGAAAAAAAGAUUUUCCAUUUGUUAAGCAUUAAUGAUAAAUCUUUUAAUGUCAUGUCAUUACAUCGUUCUCGUUUCUUGUAAGAAGUUGUGUGGUGAGACAUGAGACCCUUUCAGACACAAAAUAAAUCUUAAUUUCAUUUACUCUC
Molecule: messenger RNA, 1834 nt
Organism: Manihot esculenta (cassava)
Lineage: Eukaryota; Viridiplantae; Streptophyta; Magnoliopsida; Malpighiales; Euphorbiaceae
Product: transcription factor CSA
Exons: 3
Coding region: 324-1583 (419 amino acids)
Biological process (GO): regulation of DNA-templated transcription
Cellular component (GO): nucleus
Molecular function (GO): RNA polymerase II cis-regulatory region sequence-specific DNA binding; DNA-binding transcription factor activity, RNA polymerase II-specific
Source: RefSeq, a predicted model, not a curated record